Molecule: messenger RNA, 4248 nt
Organism: Teleopsis dalmanni
Lineage: Eukaryota; Metazoa; Arthropoda; Insecta; Diptera; Diopsidae
Product: nuclear pore complex protein DDB_G0274915
Exons: 5
Coding region: 179-4069 (1296 amino acids)
Source: RefSeq, a predicted model, not a curated record
CACUAGUGAGUUAAUAGCAUCGAAUAUUAAAAUGUGCAUUUAGGUUUAGCAAAAGUAUAUAAAUUGUAGCGUUAUUUAUAAAAUAAAUAAAUAUAAAUAGAAAGUAUAUUUUUAUGUACAUCAAAUUCGGAAGAUUAGUAAUUUUGAUUUAAAAAAUAUCACGUCAGCUGAUUUAAUUAUGGACACUAAACACUCAAGUGUGUUGGAACCAAGACUAAGUCUAAGUUCAACACAUUUACCACAUCCAAUUGCUGAGUCUACGUGUAUCAAUAUAAAAGAAUCAUGUACGUCAUCCUUCAGAUGGGGUGGUUCGCCUAUGAACGUAAAAAAUCAUAACUCCAACGUUAAUAUUUCCAAUGCACAAUCUGAACUUUGUAAUGUGACAAGAAAUUCUUCUUUGUUACAACGUUCUAAGGUUAAUAUUAGUAAAAUCGACCCAAGGAUGUAUAUAGACGUACAGAGCAAAGGUUUGGCUUCAAGGAUUGUGAAAUAUCAUGAGAGAGGUAGUAAUUUACAUCGUAGUAUGUCUAUGAAUAAUAUAUAUAAUAAGCCUGGACAAUUUCCAAUUGUAAAUUUGAAGAAAACAGAGCUACCUUAUAGAGCCAUUAAACAGAAUGUCUCAAUGACUCGUAUUCCACCACCUGAAACAUCUGCUUUUCAUGGUAGAACCGUAUCAAGUUUAUUGCGAUCGAAUUCAAUAAUUGGUUUGCAUAAAACCGGUGACGAAAUAUCAUGCGAGAAUCGUCCAAUUAUGCACCCUCCAGCAACAGAAAAUGAUUUAGCACCAACAAGGAGCGUGUUAGAAGUAUUGAAAGAAAUAUCCAGAAAACGAAUCAAUAAUGAAGACCUUACCAACAAUGAAUCUAUGAAAAAGUAUUGUAAUAGAGAUAGUGCAGAUAUUGCAGAUGUGUCCGCAACCAUUUCGGAGAAAAAUUCGAGUACAACGUACAGUGGAAAGAGACAAAGAGAACAGAUGAAUAAUCAACAAUAUAUUCAGAAAACUCAAGCGAUAAACACAACUCAAAACUCCCCAGAGCAAAUUGCUAAAAAACGUAUGUGUACAUAUAAUAAUGAUAUACGGAGUUCUUUAAGUUCUAGUCUUGUACAUUCAAACAAAAAACGGUACAAUGACCAAAAAACUGAUGGAACAAAGAGAGAAUUGAUUAAGGAAGCAUCGCCGAAAGAGAGUUAUGAAAGCCAACAAGCAAAAAUACAUCGAAUGCAAACAAAUUUACGUUUCGAAGAAUUGUCAAAGACUCUUAGUUGUAAUAAACCUAUAACUCCUAUACCACCAACACCAUUCAAUCAAAAUGUUAGUAAUUUAAAUACAGCAAAAGGAAUUUUAAGUGCUCCAGCUCAACGUACUAUAUCGGAACCAGUUUUUUACUCUAACGGAAAAAUUGCUAAUGCUAGUAAAAAUAAACCUAAAUUGACUCUGUUUAACAAGAAUUGUGAAGAUAAUGAAAAUGAAAUAAAUAAAUUGGAUGACGAAUCAACAAUUAAUUUGGAAUUUGCAAGCAUUCAGUUUAUAAAACCAAAAAAGUCUGUAUCUACAAUAACAAGUAAAAAUCCUCUUAUAGAAAGAACACAAAAAUCUAAAUUGGCCUUAAUGCUUUCGGGUUUACGUGGAGAAUUAUAUCAAGGAAGUGAAGAUGAAACUGAUACAGUGCCAUCUAAAGAUCAAUAUAAAUUACAGUCACCUAGUUUAAAUAACUUACCAAACGUUGAAGCACAAAAAGAAGAUGUAUUAGCAACUAAUAAAGUACUGAAUACAACUACUACAAACAGCAAUAUUUCUCUGAAUUCUGACAGUGACAGUAACAGUAAAACAUUAGAUUCUGGCAAUGUUGCAACUACUUCUUCAACAACAGCAACAACGGCAACCACAAUUACGACUACUACAUCAACUAUUAGUGAAGGUUUUAAGUUCACACCACCAAGUACUUCAGUUUUAAGUACUUCGACAACAGUGGUCAAUUCUUUAAAAAAAGCAAAUCCACUCACGGGAAUUAAGUUAACACCCCCUCAAACAAUGACAACAGUUGGUACUAGCAAUGCCCCAUUUACUUUACCCUCAGUUACAUUAACAGCUACUUCAACUCAACCAACUAUUGCUUCAUCAGUAGCUACAACUGUUUUAUCUGUCCCUUCAUUUACUUCUGACACUGCAAUCAAAUUGAAUGCAAAUCCAAUUACCAUACCCACAACAACAACUGCUGGCGGGUUUGCAUUUAAUAGUAAUCUUCAAAAGUCAACGUUAAAUACUUUAGCUGUUGCAACAACGGUCGAUACAGCUUCAACAACUUCAGCAAAUAGUAAAUCAAUAGGUGGUUUUCCUACUACCACUGUUUCGAAUUCCAACUUUAAUUUUAUGGCACCAGGAACAAACACAGCAAUCAUACCACAAAAUACUACAUUAUCUUCAACAAUACCAAUGUUUAAGCCGCCAACUAGUACUAAUGCUACAAUAGAAAACGCACCAAAACCAUUUACAUUUGGUUCAGCAACUGAAUUGAAUCAUUUAUCAACAAAAGCAGCCGUGAAUAACGCUUUGCCUGUUUCGGGUUUACCAACAUCGAAUGCAUUUAGUAAUAAUAUUAAUCCAACAACAAUUAGUUUUGGUACUUUAUCCAAUAAUAAAGGUCCAAAUAUUGUAUCACCGUUAACAACAUCAACUACAACAAAUAAUACGACUGGACCAAUAGCAAACACCAAUGCCUUUAGUUUUGGUUCAGCUUCUAAUAAACCGGCAGCAACAGCUACGUUAUUUUCAAAAACUACAAAUGAAGGGAUAAGUAAUGUAAGUAAUGAUACGCCUUUAUUUGGCAACCCACCAAAUUUAACUACUGCGACUUCAAAGAACGUAGCAGCACCAACGGCAAUUUCAUUUGGAAUGCAAAAUGCAAAUAACCAAAACAUAGGAAAUUCCAUGAAUAACAACACUAGUUUCACAUUUGGUACACAACCAACCAGUACAAAUUUAGUUUUCGGUAGCAAUGUAACAAAUGCUAAUUCUACUAGCGGAAACAAUAAUGUAGGGCUCAACACAUUAGCGGCUACAACAUUCAAUGCAAAUGGUUCAGCAAAUAAUCAACCAACACAAACAAGUUCACUAUUUGGAGGAAAUGAUACGAAUACAAAUGGAACUAAACUAUUCUCAUUUGGAAAUGUAACCAGUGCUAAUAGCGCUGGAAUUUUCACAAGCACGUUCGGAAAUAAUGGAGGCGUAGAAUCAACAACAUCAAAACCAAAAACUGCGCUUAUUGCUCCUACUUCUACCUCUAUGCCAGCAGUCAAUGUCGUGAAACCAAAUUCUACUUUCGGAGGAAAUACUUCUUCAAAUAAUAUAGAAUAUAAACCACUUUUUGGUAGCACUAACAAAAAUCCAAGCAGUAUAAAUACAUUUGUAGCACCAACUUCUUCGAAUAUUAAUCAAAAUGCUACUUCAUUUUCAUUUGGAUCCAAUACCAGCAAUGUAUCACCUUCAAAUAAUAUCUUCGGUUCUAAGAAUAAUGAAACUGCUAACAAUGCUAAUAUAACGACUUCAAGCAAUAUUUUUGGUGGCAAUAACACUAAAACUACAAACCACAUUGUUUCCAAUAACCUCUUCGGUGCUCCAAAUACAAAUACAAAUACAACUGCAUCCAGUUUUUCAUUUUCAAGUAAUGCCGGCAUAGGUCAAAGUAAGCCAACUACUGCUUUUACAUUCGGUGGUUCUGGUGGAGCUAUGAAUAAUGAUACUGCAAAUACCUCACAAUUGCAGACCAACGUAGUUGCUCCGUUUUCGUUUAAUGGCGUGGCGAACAACGAUAAUAAGGCAUCGACAAAAACCGCAUUCACUUUUGGCAAUAACACUACUAAUAGUGCAACCGGAAACAAUUUGUUUAGUGCUCCAGCUACAAAUACGAAUGCACAGUCUGUAUCAGGUUUUAAUUUUACCGCCGCAGCUCCUGGUAUAAAUGCUUCUACAACUCAACUUCCUUCAACUACAAAUAACAUAUUUGCAUCAAAUGUUGCUAAUCCUAAUGAGCGUCCCAUUCGACGUGCUACAAGACGAUUGCAAAAAUGAUAGUAUUGCAUUUAAAAGCACUUUAAUGCAACCUAAAAUUUUUAUUUCAACAAAUUGUACAGAUUGCAUCCAACUUUUAUUUAUUUAUGGUAGUAAUUCAAUGUUUGUGUAAUCAGCUUACAUUACGUUGUAAACUUUUUGUAAGAGCGGAUAUAUAAAUAUAUUGACUAAUUUAUUCA